Molecule: messenger RNA, 970 nt
Organism: Nomia melanderi (Alkali bee)
Lineage: Eukaryota; Metazoa; Arthropoda; Insecta; Hymenoptera; Halictidae
Source: RefSeq, a predicted model, not a curated record
AUUCUGCAUACCUUCUGUCAAUGUUCUUUAUAAGAUAAACUUAAAGUAACAAGCUAAUAUAUUAUUAAUUACUCUGAAAACUAUUUUUGAUUUAUACUUCACACCAAAAUGUAGUUACAAUCAUACUUUUAAUGUCAUCAAGUUCAUCGUACUAUGAAUAACACUAAUAAGAUCCUAACCUAUAUGUAAUUUAUCGUACACCAACGUUAACUUUCAUACAAAUGGUAUCAACUUACAAUUGAGAACUACUUCGCUCGAAGAAUGUUAUAGUGUUUACAGGUAAAAAGUGGUAAUAAAGUUUCAGAGAAGAUUAAUUAAAAUGUUGUUACUGUAAUCCUUGAUCAUGUUUGGUUAGUUUAUGAUUUGCAUAUGAUGCACGUUGAGAUUAGGUUAUGAUACUAUAAGACAAAACACAACAUAACCUAUCAAAUUUAUAAACAGUGUUAUUUUAACUGAAGCAAUUGCUUCCAACGUAUCCGCAAAGAGAAACUUGAAUUUUCUGAUUAAAGAUUAAGUAAAUAAAAUUAAACUUCCUAAUGAAGACUGCACCACAUCAAAGAUUGGUAAUGGUAGGCGAUCGUGAUGGGCUGAAAGAAUUAUUACGACGCCGACUGGUUGAAUGCGGCUGGAGAGAUCAAGUAAAAUUAAUUUGCAAGGAAUUAAUAAAAGAACACGGUCAUGAUAUUACUUAUGAUAAGCUACUUUCCGUUGUUACUACCAGAGCAAGAACACUUGUUCCGGAUUCUGUAAAAAAGGAACUUUUACAGAAAAUAAAAAAUCAACUUAUUGCUCAAGAAGAAAAAUUAAAAAUGUAAUGAACUGAGGUGUUAUUUAUAAGUUUUUACAUUUGAAGAAAAACAUCUAUGACCGACAAUUGUAUUUGAAUCCAGUAUACCAUUUCCAUAUACAUUGUACAAUGAUGUGUGAUAUUAUAUAUAAUGUUAAUUCAUAAUUCUAUGGUAAAAUUAUA